Messenger RNA from Nilaparvata lugens (brown planthopper), 3603 nucleotides. Its product is annotated as N-acetylglucosamine-6-phosphate deacetylase. Gene Ontology annotation, biological process: N-acetylglucosamine catabolic process. Lineage: Eukaryota; Metazoa; Arthropoda; Insecta; Hemiptera; Delphacidae. Gene Ontology annotation, molecular function: N-acetylglucosamine-6-phosphate deacetylase activity. The record is from RefSeq and is a predicted model, not a curated record. Bases 219 to 1412 code for a protein of 397 amino acids. The transcript is spliced from 8 exons.
UAAGUUAUCAGAGUGUUGUCGUCUGGACUGGAAGUGGCAGCGGCUUUGAAAUGGAAACUAACCAACAAGUGUUGCUUUAUAUCAAAUUGCCUUUGUUUUCUGGGUCGAGUGAUUGUGUACCAUGUCAGUGUAUAAUCAAUUAUGUUAAUUUAACAUCUUCCUCUUAUCCCAUUAGUUAUCGUAUUACUUGAUAGUAAGCUUUGUUACUAGUUACUACCAUGGCUGGGCAGGGGCUUAUAACCAAGUUUACAAAUUGUUGUCUUUUACGAGAUCAUCAGAUAAUCAAAGAUGAUUUGUGGGUACAAGAUGGAAAAAUAAUAGAUCCGAUGGAAGUGUUCUAUAAACAUAAGAAAGUGUACGAUUUAAAAGUUGAUUGUGAAGGUGCUCUGAUCUCUCCAGGUUACAUUGACUUGCAGUUGAACGGUGGAUUUGGUUGUGACUUUUCUCAUGAUAUUGAAAACACUGAGGAGUGUGUGAGGAAGGUUGCUAAGGGUAUUCUACCGCAUGGUGUAACCUCUUUCUGUCCUACUCUAGUAACAUCUGGGCCUGAUGUUUACAAAAAGGUUAUUCCUCGAAUUAUGAAACAACAAGGAGGGGAGGAAGGAGCUUCAGUAUUAGGAGUUCAUUGCGAGGGCCCAUUCAUAAGUCCUGAAAAGAAGGGGGCUCAUUGUCUGUCUAGUAUCAAAGACAUUGAUCAGGAUUCUUCACAGGCCUUACAAGUAACAGAUACAUAUGGCUGUUUGGAGAACAUAGUUAUAGUCACUCUAGCUCCUGAAAUGCCAAAUGCACUGAAUAUGAUCGAAUUUUUGGCCAAGGAAAAUAUCGUUGUUUCUCUGGGCCAUUCCAAUGCCAACAUUGAUAUUUCCAUAAAGGGAGUGGAAAAAGGAGCCACAUUUAUCACGCAUCUAUUCAAUGCUAUGUCUGCAUUCCAUCACCGUGAUCCAGGCAUAGUUGGACUGUUAGCCAGUCACUACAAAAAUGUGUUCUUUGGUCUGAUAGCGGAUGGCAUUCACACACAUCCAGCCGCGCUCAGGAUAGCGCACAGAACGCAUUCUGAUGGUACAGUGGUUGUAACAGAUGCAUUAUCAGCCCUUGGUCUUCCCGAUGGAAUUCAUUAUCUAGGCUCAAAAAGCAUAGAGGUGAAAAAUGGCUGUGCUUAUUUAGCUGGCACUGAUACCAUAUGUGGCAGUAUCACUAAUUUUGCCCAGUGUAUCAGGAUAUUCAAACAUAGCACAGGUUGCUCAACAGUUGAGGCCCUGGAGGUAGGUACUUUGCACCCAGCCCAGGUUUUGAAAAUCGAGAACCAAAAAGGAACUCUAAAAUUUGGGGCUGAUGCUGACCUGAUCUUCCUCAACGAGAAUUUGGAAGUUCUCCAGACGUGGAUAAGUGGAAAAUGUGUCUUCAAGACAUAAUCAAUUGAUUUUCAGCUUUCCAAAUAACAUAUAUUAUCAAAUUAAUUUUUCAUACAUUCAAUUUUAGCAUUUGAUGUUCUCCAAAAAUACACAUCAUCGACUCAACUUAAUCUAACGUUCAGACUUUGACUAAAUUUGUUCCACUUGACCGAGUGCGGAUCAAGCGUCGUUUGGUUUGUAAAUGAAACAACGAAACUUUUAUCAAAACAUAAUACUUUUUCCAAUGAUUUUAUAGUUAUUAUCAAUUUUAAUCAUGAGAAAAUGAUUUUAAGCAAUGAGAAAAACAUUCCCCAAGUUGGUAUUUAUUGUUCAACUGUCUUGUUUAGAAGCCAGUGUUGGUUUAAUGCAAAUUCUCACAUUAUAUCAGUUUCAGUGUCAUACGUUUCCGGUACAGUGAAAUUAUCAUUCUCCUGAGUUUUCUGGGACUAUUCAUACUCGCUUAGCCAGGCUGGGUGGGGAUAGUUCCAUUAGAACUUGAGGAAAUAAUAGCUUUACUUUACCGGACACCUACGCUGAUAACUGGGAAUCUAGUUUUACUUUGUUUUGACACAGCGUUCAACCUGCUAAUAGGUGAUAAACCUAGCCUAUAUUUUUCCACCAGUUCUUUGAGUAUAUCACUCAUUUUUGACACAAUUAAAAUUCCUUUUUUCAAAAAAGGGAAAUCUUUAUACAUAGAAACACUAACAUUAUUUGUUUUGUCUAAUAUUCUAGAUUGUUCAUUUUGCAAUUUCAAAAUUGUAAGGAUGAAUUGGCUUUCAUGAUUUUUGCAAUUGUUUUUGAAAACUUGUAUAGGUACAAGCCUAAGGUUUCUAAAACUCUCGGUCACAAGAACCAGUCUAACUGGAUUGAUACUAAUAUUAUUGUGAUUAUAGUUCCCAUCGGUAUAAUGCUUUAAUAACUUUAUUUUGUGAAAUUGUAUCAGCUUUAUUAUUAAAACUUACCUUACGGUAGGUAAAUUGGAACCCACCUUAACGGUACCUUCGUCUACCUUUUUUCAUAAAAUGGAGGUAAAGCUCUCAUUUUACCAAUAAAAGUUAGAAAAAUAUCAUCAUAAUAUUAAAAUAUAUUGGUAUUUUAUUUCGAUUGUUUUUAUUUUUAAAAUGAAAAAUAACCAUAAUAAUUGUGUUAAAUUAAAUUAUGUUACAUGUAAUUAUUUUAGCUUGAAACUUUGACCAAAAUCCUAUUACGAAGAAUACUACUGGAUAUCGAAGUGGAAUUAGAUAUUUUUCAAAAAUUUUUGUUCAAGACCCGGUUGCGCACUAGCCGGUCAAAUUUAAAUCAUGAUUACACGAGAACCAAUCAGAGAAGCCUUCUUUGAUUAAUUCUCGUGGAAUCAAUCACGAUUAAAAUUUGACCGGCUUGUGUGCAACCGGCACUGUGUCUCCAAAUUUAUAAUUCUUCAUUUCUUUAUACUACUCAAAUUAAUAACUUGUGUAUUCGGACGAAUGCAAUAAUAGAUUUGCUCAGCCAAUAACUUUUCAAUACACACGUUUCAUAAAUUUAAGUAGAGAAAAUGCAGUAAAAUUAUUACUGCUGUUCUCUAGCAGUAAUAGAGAAAUAAAUAAUAGUAAUAAAUAACAGUAAUAGAGUAAUAAAUUCAAUAGUUUUUAUGCAGAAAGGAGUUUUGAGACGUGUAAUCUAAAUUUAUAAAGUCAAGUUAAAUUAUAAUCUACAAUUACCUGGUAUUUUAUAUUUCCCAUUUGGUUUUUCUAGAUUAUCUAGAAUUACAAUUUUAUGUGUGUGUACUGAAAAUUGGAAAUAUAAUCUAACUUUCUCUUUUGACUGUGUUAUCACCCACAAAUUUUCUAUGGAAGAUUAUUUUUAUUAUUUUAUGGACCAUUAUUUUUUUGGAAGAAAAAUAACACAAGGAUAACCUUAGUAUUUAAUACACCAAUGCUAUAUUAUAUCGGUGUCAUUUGUAACAUAAAUCAAUAUAUUGGUUGAAGGGUACUGCACUAUAAAUUAUGUAAUAUAUAUCAAGAUUGAUGGAUUUACCAUUCACUAUUAGUCAAAAUUUAAUACUGUGAUACGGUUUUAAAAUUUAAAUAAUAGAAUAGUUCACUGUUAGCUUUAUUGGCUAUUGGGUAUACAUUUUUAUUAAGAAAAGAAAAAUCAUUGUAAAUGUAAAGCACACAAGCGAUAUUGUAUUGUAACAAUAUAACCAAAGAGAUUAAAAUUAUAUUUUGACAAU